AUGGGCCCUCCCACCGAAACUACACAGAACCUCACCGUAUCAGAUCUCAUCCUGCCAAGUACCAGAGAAUGGAACUUGGAGCUCAUCAAACACAUUCUACCAGCGUAUGAAAAAGAAAUCCGGCUAUUAAAACCAAGUCUACGAGGAGCUAAGGAUAUAUGGGCAUGGUUACCUACCAAAGAUAGUGUAUACUCGGCAAAAUCGGGCUAUUUUGAGUCCACUAACUCUGAGGAUAAAAACAACUCAAGGUGUCAGGACAACCCGACCAGCUUAGAAGAUUUCAACUGGCACAAAUGUAUCUGGUCCCUCAAAACCUCCCCAAAAACCAAGCUGCUCCUUUGGAAAGCAGCCCACAACGCCCUCCCAAUGGGUGCUAACCUCCUACACCGCUCUGUCAGUGACUCUGCAAAAUGCCCUCACUGUGAUGGUGAAGAAACUAUCCUACACCUUCUCUUCCAAUGUCCUUUCGCAGCGAAAACCUGGUCCAUGCUCCCAGUUAAAUCCACCUUACGGGUGGGAACAAUCAAAUCAAUAAAGGAAGGUAUCGAUCUAGCUAAUAAACUUACCUGUUUACCUCCAACUGGUGUAGGGACUAGCCCCAUUGCCCCAUGGCUGCUUUGGUCUAUCUGGACUACCCGUAAUCAGCUAAUUUUUAACAAGAAGAUCGUCUCUGCUGAGGAAACCUUGUCCCUUGCGAUGCAAAGAGCCAAAGAAUGCCCAAUUGCCCUCACCUAA
This is a messenger RNA of Camelina sativa (false flax), 735 nucleotides long. NCBI's taxonomy places the organism in Eukaryota, Viridiplantae, Streptophyta, Magnoliopsida, Brassicales, Brassicaceae. The record is from RefSeq and is a predicted model, not a curated record.